AUGUCUGCAAAAAAUGAUCAAGCUCAACAGGAAAGUGCAAUCGUUGAAGAUAAUAAAGAAAAAUUUUGUUCAGAUCAGUCAAAUCCAAAAGAUGUUCAACAAGAAACAGUUCAAUCAUCAAAUCAACUCAUUCAAAUUAUUCAAAAAUUAAGUGAAAAGAAGCAGAAAGAAUUAAUUGAACAAUUAAAACAAAUAUUAGGUGGAGAAUCAAUGAAUUUUGAUCAAGAAAAAUUAAUACAAAAUUCAUUUACGGUGGAACGAUUAAUAUUAGAUUUGAAUAGCGAAAGCGGACAAAAAUAA
Didymodactylos carnosus is the source of this 300-nucleotide messenger RNA. NCBI's taxonomy places the organism in Eukaryota, Metazoa, Rotifera, Eurotatoria, Philodinida, Philodinidae. The record is from the annotation of a GenBank genome assembly.